AUGACACUCCAUACUCCACCUGGUUCAACCCGAAACAGUGAAAGUGACGCUACAACCUUCACAAUGACGAACAUCGAAACCCUAAAGGGCAAACGCACAGCCUUCAAAAUUCGCAUGACGAAGAAUAGAAGAUGGGCCGAGAGGGAAGGUCCAAACGCCACAGCGGAGCAUAUUGAUGCCAAACUAGAAACUCUCAUCGAAAAAUUUCGAGAAUGGGAAAUCAGCAACGAGGAGCUUUACACGAUGGACUCAGCAAACUUAACCGCUCACGAAAAUGAGGCUGAUGACAUCGAGGAAAAUUUCCACUAUCUGAAAGGUUUUAUGAAAAAUCUAAUCAAUACAAAAAACGCCAGAACUCCAUCACCAUUCCUACCAGCUCAACCGCAGCAAGAUCCAGCCGCUUCUCGAAAAUCAUAUCGAAUCAAAUUGCCCGAAAUUUCACUUCCCACAUUCGCGGGCAGUUAUGACAAAUAUCGAGGGUUCAGGGACCAAUACAAUGCACGUAUUGGGAAUGAUCCAUACACCAACGAUGUUGUCAAACUACAAUAUCUGCAGAAUUGCGUAACCGGGCCAGCCGCUGAAGCUAUUGCAAACCUGGAGUAUACAGACGCCAAUUACAAGAUAGCUUGGAUGCUUCUCGACGAGAAAUUUGACAAGCCUAGGCAAGCUCUCCAACGACAUUGGCAAACCCUCUUCGACCUCUCCAAGCAGCCGCAGAAAUCCGAGAUUGAGAUCGUCAACAUCAUCAGACAACAGGCUCAAUCUCUCAAUGCCUUUGGCGAUGCAGAGGUCCUCUUGAAUGCCGUAUACACCACUCUCAUCACCAACUUACUGGACACCGAAGUAGUCUUCCAAUGGGAAACAACGAUUGAAGGUAAUGACAUACCAGAUUACAAUCUACUUCUAAAAUUCAUUGAAAAACGUGGCAUCUGUGCUCAAACGACUGGGCGUGAAACAAACAAACAAAAGACACCACAGACUCAGCCGAAGGUCUCCACGCAAAGACCAUCUUCUAGAGGUCAGAAGAUGUCCAACCACUCCAGCACCUCCAACGUUACUAGAGCCCAGACGUUCAUGACCACCAACACCAGGAAGUGUCCAGUAUGCACAGAAGUAGGCCACAGGAUAUAUGAAUGCCCUAAAUUUGACGAAAUGAACAUUCCUCAACGCGAUAAAUUAAUUCGUAACCAAAAUCGUUGUCUCAACUGUCUUUCCAAGGGACACGGUUAUGAAGAAUGUAUUUCAAACAGCCGCUGCAAGAUCUGUAAGGAGAAACAUCACACAAAAAUCCACUUUGAAAAGGCUGCGUCAUCUUCAAGGUCUGAUGCAUGA
Diachasmimorpha longicaudata is the source of this 1332-nucleotide messenger RNA. RefSeq lists its product as uncharacterized. The transcript has a single exon. Lineage: Eukaryota; Metazoa; Arthropoda; Insecta; Hymenoptera; Braconidae. Bases 1 to 1332 code for a protein of 443 amino acids. Gene Ontology annotation, molecular function: zinc ion binding; nucleic acid binding. The record is from RefSeq and is a predicted model, not a curated record.